CGUUAUCAGAGGCUGUAUAGUACGCUACUGUAAGUGUGAGCAGCUGAUAAGCAGGCUUUGUGUACCCACUUCGUACUAAUGAAGUUAAUCAUUUUAAUUUUCUAAGUCAGCCAUAACGAGUAUACGAAUGGACGUACUCUAAACAGUAAAGGAGCGAGUCGGUGCCCCUUUGUGAAUGAUAGCGGUGAUCUCGUCCCCCUUCCUGCAUGCAUGGGUGUGACCCUGUGAAUGUUUACUGAUGGAGAGGCUUGCUGUCAACAACUACAUGCUAAACCAGCACCAGGAUUAUGACCUGCUGGAUACAACGAUGGAAGAAAUACAGAGGUUUCAACAAGACUUUGAUGAUAUUGCAUCAACAUCAGCAUCAGCAACAGCAUUAACAUCAACAACAGCAGCAACAGGAAGAACAAGAACAAAUGCUGUGUGUAUCUUACACCGGGGCAAUGAGAGGACAGCCCAGAAACUUCGAGCCGAGCUUGGACAAAACAGUAUUUGUACAGAAGUAGAGUUGUCUAAUAUUUGCUUUCAAGAACAUGUCAGCUUUAAAGCCGUGUAUCUUAUUGUUGAUUCAAGAAUGGCAGACAAAUUUCAGAAAGAGCGAGUAUUUGAUGCCCUGAUAUGGUUGGACAGUUUUUCUGAUCUUGGGAAGCCUAUAUAUGUCAUAGAUGAUAUUAAAGAUGAGAGGAAAUUCAAUACAACAUUUUAUCGCCUACCCGAAUCAGCGAGGAAAUACCACUGGCAAACUGGAAACAACACUUUAAUUAACACUGUUGUCCAGAUUGGCUUGGAAAAUGAGUGCACUCUCCAGAUGGAUGAUCUUGGAUGUAAUCUUAUUACACAGAUCGGGGAGUCCACAAAUAUCACCAACAUCCAUAUUGGAGAUAUCACAUCUGGAAAUACAGCGAAAAUAACCAUCACUUCCAUCGGACAGGAUCCUGACACAGAGAGGCGACUCUUCAAAGUUUUCAAGGAUAAUCAGUGUAUCAUCAACAGUUAUCUCCCCCUGCAAGGUGCUCUUGUAACUUCUGUGGAAGAAGGCUCUAUAAUCCUCAACCUCAAGCUGGACUCAAACAUCAACGUGCAAGAGUUUCUUCACCACAGACUGCAGGAGAUUCUCACUUGCCUGUUAAACAAGGAUCUGCUGACUAUUGUGAAGGAUCAACUGAGGCUUCAUAUCCAUGUGGAAAGUCAGCUCUCGGUUGAUGUGCAGGAUGUCAUGUCUGGACAUACGGGACAACCUGCUGCCAUUAACCCCAAAACCUUUACAGAAAAAGAGAUUCAGACUAAGCUGACUUGGGUCAAGUCAAAUCCAAAAGUCAUUGACAUCACAUCUCCUUGUACCAGUACCACUUUUCCGUCACCAGAAAUGUCAACCAAAGACAUAUCAAGAGCAAAACCGAUGGAUGUCACUUCUACAAGUAAAAUAGCUUCUCUUUCACGCACACCAUCAAAGUCAGAUGAUGACACUGCAAAAAUAUUGACCUCCCCCAAGCACAGAACUCAAACCACAUUAGACAAUUAUGUUGGGAAUUCACCUUUAAGAAGUUCAAGUCAGUCUGAUCUUGACCUUGGUCAAAAGAAGUCUACAAUGUUCCCACCAUCAACAUCAGGAUUUUCACUGGAGAAAGGAACUGUUUCUUCUGCUAAAGACAACCCACAAGCAGCGAAAAGAACAAAAAAGAUUAAGGCUUGCCAUAAAUUAUUCAAAGGGCAACUUCCAUAUUUUGAAAGACCACAAACCAAGACAAGUGGCUACUUUAAGAUAGCAAACAUCCAUGACUUUAAGGAAUCGGUACAGUUUCUACCCUUCUAUGUUGGCAAGUCAGAUGAUAUAGGUGGCCGACUUGACCAACUUUUCAAAAGUCAACCAGACACCGUUCCCAGUUCUACUUCUCCAUCGUCCAUUGAGGCACAUCUGGCAAGUUUGAAGCCAGAGGAAUACGACAAAAUCUCAGUCUUCUGGGUGGACAGAACAAAAGACAAACACCAGUGCAAGGGGUGCUCUAUGCUUGACUGUCUGAUCAGGGAAUCGGGUGCUCCUCCGGAUAUCAUAGACAAAGAUGAGGAGUGGUCGGAAGGGGAAGAAACAGAAGAGAAAAAUACUGCCAGGAAAGUCAUUUUUCCCGGGACAAAGUUUUCAUCAUCUCAUACGAAGCAUGGAUCCUCUCCUGCUCUGAAGGUGGUCAAGACACCUCGGCAAUACAGACCUGUGGCCAGGACAAAGAAGGAUGUUAAACAUCCAGAGUCGGCAUUCAGAAUCAUGGCCCCUGAAUUCAUUCCAGGUUCAGAGUGCAGUCCAAGAAGCACAUCAUCGGGAUACAAGACCUCAGAUUCACGGACUGCAUACAGUGAGAAGAGGAUACCAUGUGACACUAAUCCAACAGAUGUGCCACUCAAAUUGAAGAAACCGAAAAUAGAGAGGGAGUGGUCCCCUUGAAAUCAAUAAGCAUCUAUUGCAGAAUGCAUAUAAAAGUUUCAAGGAAUAUCAAUGCAUGUUAUUUUAUGCCACAGUCAUCAAUAUUCCAACUGUAUUAAGUGGCUGGUAAAUAGUCAAGUCUGGGAAGUUUACCAAGUGGUUGACAGCAUGAGCAAUUAAUCCAACCAUCAGGGUAUUGUUGACAGACAAACAGCCAGGUCACAUGGUGACCACCUGAUCAGCUAGUCAGCUGUUAAGUGAUGGACUAAGUGCGUGUGGUGUUACAACGCUUUCAGCAAUGUUCCAGGACAAUCACAGCAGGGGACACCGGAAAUGGACUUCACACAGUGGAUCCACAUGGGGAGCUAAAGCCAGACUUCAAUGUGACGGGUGAACGCUUUAACCACUGGUUACUGCACCGUCCCUUGGCUCUUGGCUACCCCACCGUCCCUCGGUUCUUAUCAUAAUGACAAGGUACUUGGCACCUGUGUAUCAUGCCCUGGAAUUCCACAGAGAAACAAGAUGUUUUUAUCCCCCGCCCCAACGAAGUUGGCGGGGGAUAUAGAAAUAGGUUCCGUCCGUGUGUGUGUGUGUGUGUGUGUGCAUGUGUGUGUGCGUGUGUGUGUGUGUGCAUCCCGAAAUCGUUUCCGGAGCAUAACU
Molecule: messenger RNA, 3076 nt
Organism: Haliotis rufescens (red abalone)
Lineage: Eukaryota; Metazoa; Mollusca; Gastropoda; Lepetellida; Haliotidae
Exons: 11
Coding region: 239-2437 (732 amino acids)
Source: RefSeq, a predicted model, not a curated record